CUUUUUUUUUCUUCAAAAAAAAAACCCAUGGAGCAUCUUUCGAUUGAACUUGUAGAAUUAAUAGCAAAGCAAUGUCGAGCAUCCAACAAAGACCUGGCCUCCCUUUGCUUAGUGAACCGUCAUUUUUACUCUGCGGUGAUCCGAUUGUUGUAUAAAAAUGUAAUCAUCCACGGGCCAAGACAAUACCUGGCGUUCAAGUCGACAUGUACUCGGUUAAAACAGAUGGUCUAUCGACUCGAUUUCUCUGGAUAUACUACACGAGGCGCUCGGUGGACAGAGUCCAAGGCGAAAUCAGUUGUGACAGCUGAAGAUUUAGCUGUCAUAUUAAAUGAAUGUCGGCAGUUGAAGGAGUUGUUUGUUGGAGAAGAACUCAUGCAUGUUUUUGUGUCACCUUUGGCUAUCCAGUCUGUAUUUUUUGAACAACAGCUGCGCACGCUUGAUUUCACUGGAUUCUCUGACCAAACGUUUACCAAGGCGAUGGCAGAUUACUUUAUGGAAAAGAAACAAGUCACGUAUAAUCAUCAUUAUGACGAUGCUUCGUCCCACUGGGUUAUUCCUAAAGAGCUAGAGAAUAUAUCAUUUUAUAUGUGUAUGGCACUUUCACAAGAUCGGUUCUUUGUGCCCUUUUUUGACAAACUAAAGAGUGGUGGUCAUCAGCUAAAGAAGCUUGAUUUAGCCUAUACACAGAUUAAUAGUCAGCUCUUUAGACAUCUGCCGUCUCCUAGAACCUUGACACAUCUCAAUCUCCAAGGAUGUCAUUCUUUAUCGUGCUGCUCUGAAUUAAUAGACUAUCUGAUGCAAUGUAAACGAUUGGUACAACUGAACGUGAAUAGACAUAUUGCAAGUGGAUUUUGCAAAAGGUGCAUCUAUCAACUACUAACGUCGAUUGAUACUCUGGAGAUAGUUGAUAUAGGAGGACACGUCGAAUUUGACGAUGAACUGAUUCAACAGCUUCCACCGAAUAGAAAUAUAAAAUAUCUAUCAGUUGCCAACUGCCGACAGAUAGACAUAAAGACAUUAUUAAACAAGUUUCCUCAGUUAUACUAUUUGAAUGUAGAGCGUGUCAUCAAUAUGAACCAACUUUAUAACUUUUUAAAAUCUAAUAACAAUAAUUUACGUAUUAUCGAAGUAUCAUCACACCCUUCAUUAUUAAACCAGAUAGGAUCAUGGCAUUUGGUAAAACAUGGCCGUAGAGCGUAUUAUAGUCAAUCUGCUGUUGAUCCAAAGUACUGUUAUUCUAAAAAGAUAGUCAUGUCAAAGGAUCCUAUUCUGUCUCCGAUGAAUAGAUAUUGGUGUUAUUCAUAUAAUAUCUCUACAUAA
Molecule: messenger RNA, 1320 nt
Organism: Rhizopus microsporus ATCC 52813
Lineage: Eukaryota; Fungi; Mucoromycota; Mucoromycetes; Mucorales; Rhizopodaceae
Exons: 1
Coding region: 28-1320 (430 amino acids)
Source: RefSeq, a predicted model, not a curated record